Molecule: messenger RNA, 6461 nt
Organism: Osmerus eperlanus (European smelt)
Lineage: Eukaryota; Metazoa; Chordata; Actinopteri; Osmeriformes; Osmeridae
Gene: zmym4.1
Product: zinc finger MYM-type containing 4, tandem duplicate 1
Exons: 33
Coding region: 36-5687 (1883 amino acids)
Source: RefSeq, a predicted model, not a curated record
ACUGCGCAUGUCGGCUGCAAAAGACGACCGGAAAAAUGUCGUGUUGUGCUGUGGGAUGCCAGAAUCGGAAAUCUGUGAACAGUGGUCUUAAGUUUUACCGAAUACCCUCAACUCACACUCCUUUUAAUGCAAACCGCAGACGACUUUGGUUACAAGCCCUCAGAAGAGCCGAUUGGAACGAGGAUCAAAUUAAAAAUGCCCGGCUCUGCAGUUCACACUUCAUAUCAGGAGAGGUAUCUAUGGACUUCAAUAAUCCCGACUUUGUCCCUUCUGUCUUUUCCGACUCAAACCAGUGUGAAAUAAACGAAGGCGAUGCAAAACUUGAGAGAUUUAAGAAGAAAAGAAAAAAGGAAGAAACCACCCACAGACCACCAGAUAAUGUACAGCAGUCCAAAGAAGUUAGUGAUGAGGUUGCAUCAGAAUCUUCAGGAGCUUACCUGUCCUCAGAUGACUGCAGAAUGGAGCCUGGUGCUGGUCCUUGCACUGUGUUACUGAACCCAACGUUGCACCAGUUCAUGCCACCAAGAGGCAGGAAGCGCAAGAAAAAAUCGAAAGAUAGAUCAAACUUUUCCUUCCUUUUCCUUGGAGGGAAAAAGCCACAGAAGAAAGUACAGAUAAAUGUUGGAGUCAUGUCAAUGCUGAACGGGGUGUUUACGCCAGUACGUGGGAAAACCGUUGUAUUGCCCACACAUACGGAAAUCACAGGACCACAACUCCUCACGCAAGCUGUGAAACAAAUACAGGAUUUCAACAAAGACGUGGAUGAAGGGCCGUACGUCCUUCUAUAUCCAGACGGAUCACAAGUCAUUACUCUCCCAGGGACACAAAAACCUUUUAUACUAAAGGAAUAUAAAGAAAAAAUAGGCAAGGCCUAUCAACGACUUAACUUUUUUAUAUGUUAUGAAAAAGAAUUUAAAGAUCAUGAAUACCUCUCAGAGAGUUCAGAAUCUGACAAUAAGGUUGUCAUUAGAAGAAGGAAUUCUGCUGAGUUGGAUCAUGCUGACACGUUGGAACGUACAAACCAGGAAAUGGAGGAACACACUGAGAAAGGUCCAUUAAACAAGUUGGGCAAAACGGUGAGUUCAGACACAUCGAGCCCAGAACUUUCUCAACAGACCGUGCCCAGUCUAGAUGCCACAGCAACAGUCAGUGCCAUGUCUGAAUCGGCAUUAGAAACAGACAUUGCUGAUCGAUCACAGCCUGAAGAAAAAACAGACGGAACACUAUUAGUCCAGGGUGAAGGUGAAUCAAGCAGCACAGUCACCCCACCAGCUGCAGAAGAAACGGCUACCAUGGUUGUCUCCCAUACUUCCAGUGUUUCAGGCAGUGCAGUGGCCUCUCAGGCUGCAGGGGAGGCACCUUGCUCAGCCGCCAGGACACCCCUGGACGCUCUCUCUCCUAUGGAGACCCAAGAGGACGCUCUGGAUGAGAUGGAGGUGAACACCAUCAAGGUGGAGGACGAACAUCUGGCUGAGGUGAAUGAUGAGCAGAAAGAAGAUGGAGAGGAGGAGUUGGAGCGGCAUGGGAAGAUAAAUGUAGAGGAUAUGAAGGGCAUGCCAGUAAUUUGCUCAGUCAUAAAGGGGAGUGUAGAUUCCCUCAGUUUUUGCUCUCUGGAUAUGGGUGUUGACAUGAUUGGGGGGAUGGACACAGGGACUGAUGAAAUUAUGGACCAAGACGAAGAGCAGGAAGAUGGUGAAAAGAAGAUCAUCGUUGAAGAAGACAGCAGUGAUUCCAUGCCCUCAAAUGUGAAAACAGUGUCCAUAAGAGAAGAUUCCCACCCAGACCCCCUGUCCGGCUCCACCUCCUCCAGCAAAGCUGAUCCCCAAUCUGACGACACUGACUGCACCGGCGCUCUGGAGAACAAAGUUAAACUGGGACUAAGCAAACAAAUGGAGAAGUCAUCAAAUGUGAAACUUCCUUUGUCUAAACUGAGCAUUUCCCCCCAGGUCAAGGUAAAGGAUGAGCCUGUAGACGAGGAGUACGACGAGGCCCUUGUGCCCUACUCCACCUCAGGACAAGUCAAGGAUGAACCCGAGACUGCGGAGGACAAUCUGAAAAUCAGUGCCGUCUUCUCGGUGGGAGGGGCCUCCUCGCCAAGUGUGACCAUGGCAAGCCCCGUGCCGGUGCCCAUCCCCCCCAAGACAACACUUCCCUGUGCUCUGCCCCUUAUCCCCCCUUCCACACGCAUGGCCUGUGCAGCUUGUAAGAUGGCCCUUCUGAAGGGCCAGACAGCCUACCAAAAGAAGGGUUCCUCUUCUCUCUUUUGCUCCACUGCCUGCCUCACCAGACCCUUCCCUGCUUCCCAGAUCUUGCCCCCUGACAAGACAAUCUGCCACUACUGCUUCAACCAUAUAACCAGUCUGAAGACUAUGAUCAAGGCUCCUGUGGACACGGCAGGAACGAGGAAGGCCUUCUGCAGCAACACCUGCCUCUCUUCCUUUGACUUUAAGAGGAAAACUGCUGGACUAACCCUCUCCUCCUCCUCCACCCCAACUCUCACCACUACCGUUGCAAAAAUCGUUGAGAAGUGCAGCUAUUGUAAAAUCCCCCGCAUUACGCAACAUGAAGUGACAGUCCAGGGUGUUGUAUACAAGCUGUGUGGUGACAGCUGUUUCAAGAGUUUCCGCACCUCCAAACAGCUGUGCAUGACCACCUGUAUGAACUGUGGAGCCUACUGCCAGGACAAGAGCCCUCAGAUGAAGGUGGACAAGAUCAUCAAUAGCUUCUGCAAGGCUGCAUGCAAGGCCACAUACAAACAGAAUUGCAAGACCCCUACCCCUUGCACUAUGUGUCAUACGUCCAAGCCGCUGUCAGACAUGGUGGAGUCUACUGACCCGGAGGGAAAGACGGACCUCUUCUGCAACAGCACCUGUCUGACCGCACACAAGAUCAAGAGUGUCAGCUCAUCAGGUGGGCUGGUGGAGUGCAACUACUGCAAACAGAAGUCAGUGCCAGCCUUCCACCUCGCCAUGUCUGACUCCUCCAUCAGGAACUUCUGCACCCUGACCUGCGUCCUCACGUUCCAGGAGCAGUUCAACAAGAGCAAUGAGCAGAACCCGGUGAAUGUGGUACAAAAGCCCACCCCACCUCCUGCACCCCCUGUCCAAUCACAGACCAGCCAGACGGCGCCCGCCCCACCACAGGGACCUGUCAAGCUAACGUGCUCCCAGUGUGACCGCUUGUACACUACUAAGCCUGAGAUCCUUCAAUUCAAGGACAAGUUUAUGUUCCUAUGUGGCCCUGCGUGUUCUGAGGAGUGCAAGAAGACCAACGUUGUGAUGGACCGCUGUGUGUACUGCAAGAUUGAGAAGGUUAUUUAUGAAGUCAGGAGGAUCAACUCCAAGGACUGUUCCUUCUGCAGUGAAGGCUGUAAGCUGCUGUAUAACCUGGACCUGGAAAAGCUUCGGGGGCAGUACUGUCGUGUGUGCUCCUUCUGUGCCUCCACCUCCCAGAAGCUGGUUAAAGGACAGUUUGGAGGCAAGAACGAGGACUUCUGCUCUGAGUCAUGCAGGUCCAAGUUCACCAUGCUCUUCUGCCAAGUGGCGAAGUGUGACCAGUGCGGGCGCCAGGGGAAGCUGACAGAGACACUGCACAUGCUGGGCGAGGUCAAACACUUCUGUGACCUCCAGUGUGUUCUGCACUUCUGCUUCCAGAAGAACCUUAGCCAGAACCAAACCAGAGUGCCUGUCUCCAUUGCUCCUGUAGUAGGCACCACAGUGGCUAGCAGGUACACUCCCGUCAUCGCUAAUGUGGUCUCCCUCGCUAGCGCACCCACGAAGCAGCCCACAACCACAGCCAGUAUUGCCCUACAAGCAGCUGUUCCUGGUUCUUUCAUGAAGAUCGUUGGAAAUGCCAGCACCCAGACAGACAUGGCUCGUGCCCCCCCUGCCCCACCCCCCAGGAUUCUGAAGAACAAGGCUCUGCUCUGCAAGCCCAUGGUCCAGAACAAGGGAAUUGUGUGUAAACCCCAAAUGGUCAACUCAGAGUCUCAGACAGAUGAGAGGUCCCCCAAGGUGAUUGUGCUGCCCAUCCCAGUACCAGUGUACGUGCCCAUCCCUAUGAACCUCUAUGCCCAGUACGCCCCCAAUCCUGUGGGAUUCCCCAUACCGGUGCCCGUGCCCAUGUUCCUGCCGGUUACCCUUGACAACGCGGAGAGCAUCGUGAAGACCAUCCUGGAGAUCAAGGAGAAGAUCCCCUCCAACCCGUUUGAGGCCGACAUCCUCCUGAUGGCUGAGAUGGUGGCUGAGGACGGAGAGGAGGACAGGCCGGGGCCGGGUCAGACCCCUGCACCCAUACAAGAUGACCGGGUGAGUAACUACAGUGAGGACCUGGACACCGACGAUAUCGCCACCUUCCUCAACAACUGGCAGGAUGAGUGUGCCCCCAGCGGGCCCCCCUCCAAUCUGCCCUUUGCUAGAGAGACGCUUCCAUCAAAAGUGGACAUCCCUGUCGGCCAACCAGAUCCCCCUGCCCAACCACCUGUCCUGGACAUCGAAUCUGACUUCCCCAUUGAAACCCUGGAGUUGAUGGCCCACUGGAGGCAGCAGGCCCAGAAGCCCCCCAGCCCUCCAGCCCCCCGCUCCCCACCACGUCAAAGACCCCGCAGGAAGGUUCAGCAGAAGAAAAAGAAGGGUCAUGAAACACAGACGUCUGCGGCAUCACCGAGCGGGGUGCAGGAGGAGGUGGGGGUCACAGAGCCCCCCAAGCUGCAGCUUAUGUACGGGGUGGACGCCUGGAAGAGAUGGGUGCAAUGGAGGAACUCCAGGCCAGAUGUGGAGCCCGCCCCUCGGUUUGGCUCUCGGCCCAUGGUCCUGAAGGAGGACGUGCUCAAGUGCACCACGGCCGAGCUGGGCUUUGGCCUCUGUCGCUUCAUCAGUGAGGUGCAGCGCCCCAACGGACAGCGCUACUCCCCAGACAGCCUGUUCUACCUGUGCCUGGGGCUGCAGCAGCACCUGUUUGAAAAUUCCCGCAUGGAGAACAUCUUCACCGAUCUGUUCUACAGCAAGUUCACCAUGGAGAUCACGAAGCUGCUGAAGGACUUUGAACCCACCAUCACAGACAGUGGCUACGUCCACUCUAGGGUGGAGGAGGAGUACCUGUGGGGCUGUAAGCAGCUGGGGGCCUACUCCCCCAUCGUGCUGCUCAACACCCUCCUCUUCUUCUGCACCAAGUACUUCCACUUCCGCACGCCUGACCAGCAUCGCCAGCUCUCCUUCGGCCACGUCAUGCGCUGCACGCGCUCCAGCUUCGAUGGCUCCAAAACCAACUUCUUGCGUUUCUACCCGCCCCUCUCCUUCAAGGAUCAGCCCGCUGAAGCAGAAGGAGUGACAGCAAAGAGGAAGAGGGAGGAGCAGGAGAAGAUGCUGGAGAUGGUCGAGAACAAUGACAACCCUCUCCGCUGUCCUGUACGACUCUACGACUUCUACCUGUCAAAGUGUUCAGAGUCAGUGAAGCAGAGGACCAACGUGUUCUACCUCCACCCAGAACGCUCUUGCGUUCCAAACAGCCCCCUGUGGUUCUCCUCCACGCCCCUCGACGACACCACCAUGGAAACCAUGCUCACGCGCAUCCUCACAGUCCGAGAGAUGCAUCUGAGGCCGGAGGAGGGAGGAGAGGGAGACAAGAUGGAGGACGAGGCGUCCUCCCCUCCAGCUUUUGAGGGUGAUGAUGACGAAGCCUCAGACUGACCUCUGCGAUGUGAGAGGACGGCAUGACUGACCAGCUGCUCACACACACACACACACACACCUUGUUUACAUGCAAAUACACACACAUACUGUCCAUGCUGUUCAGGUAGGACUGGAUGGUUGACCGCCGGGAUUUUCAUGUCAAGGUUUUGAAGCAGAGGGGUGUACGUGUGUCUACCACCCAGUAUGAAGCUGCUGCGUAGCUAGGAUAUGGAGAGCGUCUUCAGCUCUCGAUCUCCAUGCUGCAAUUGGAGGAUCAGUGUGGUUUUGUCAGGGCCACGGAAAUAACACUAGUCUGAAAAACAAACUAACCAUCAAACAUUAUUCAAAGGAAUUGUCAUAAUGCUCAUAAUAUGAAGGUUCAAAAUCUUCAAGUGAUGCACUUCAUGUGAUAGGAGCUGUAGUUUAUGUAUUGUCAUUAUGUAAGAUGGUAGGUUGGCUGUACUUUGUAACAUAACAACUGAAUCCCUGACGUUUGACAUGUAUGAUGACACGUCUAACAAUGUCAUCUGACAUUGUUAGACGUGGGAAUGCAAGUGUGUAUUCCUUGACAUUAUGUCAACACUUUGAUAGUUUUAUUAUCAAUGAGGAAAGUGAGACAAUUCUCUCUAAGCUUGAGGCCAUACCUGUGCUGUAUGAUUUAUAAGUUGUUUGUUUGGACUGAUACAGUAACAAGUGUCUUUCAUAAUAGUCUCAACUCAUAGAAGGCUCCGGGUUGUGUUUGGUUGAAAGCUUUAUUAUUACUCUUUUUUUAAAUAAAAACCUCAAAACAGA